Pseudovirgaria hyperparasitica is the source of this 2829-nucleotide messenger RNA. Its product is annotated as cutinase transcription factor 1 alpha. Gene Ontology annotation, molecular function: DNA binding; zinc ion binding. The transcript is spliced from 6 exons. Bases 196 to 2586 code for a protein of 796 amino acids. NCBI's taxonomy places the organism in Eukaryota, Fungi, Ascomycota, Dothideomycetes, Acrospermales, Acrospermaceae. Gene Ontology annotation, biological process: DNA-templated transcription. The record is from RefSeq and is a predicted model, not a curated record.
AGCUGGUCAGAUUGUGGGAAAGCAAAUCUGAAAACUUGGCUUGCGACCUGUUUCGCUACUCGACCCAUUGGGAAAAGGACAUUUGCUAAUCAACAUGUCUGCUAUAGUGACGAGCGCGAUCAAUCCGUCACCCAAGAUGCACCGUCCGAGAAAUCACCCAUCUCUGAGCUGUCCAUCGCUCCAACAUACCAGGGCAUGGAAUCAACCACACGAGAUGGCAAGUAUUCAGCGUUUAUGAAGCCACGCUUUGCCAGAGCGCCAAUCAAGGAAGCUGGCCGUGUAGCAUAUCUCGGAGAAUCGUCGAAUCUGUCAUUAUUAGUGCACGAUAGAUACGGAGCAUCAGACGUAGUACAUUACCCACUUCCUGAGAAUGUUCGUGGCGCCAAAGGUAAGGUCAAUGACCUCGACAACAUGGAGAUUGAGAUUCUCCAUCAAAGAGGUGCCUUUCUCUUACCACCUCGAGCACUGUGUGACGAGUUGGUCGAAGCAUUCUUCAAAUGGGUUGCGCCAGCUGUUCCAGUAAUCAAUCGCAAUCGUUUCAUGCGCCAGUAUCGGGAUCCGAAGAACCCUCCUUCUCUACUACUACUUCAAGCUGUGCUCCUGGCUGGCUCCAGAGUAUGUAGUAAUCCCCAGCUGAUGGACUCAAGUGGGUCGACAACACCUGCGGCGAUGACGUUUUACAAACGUGCUAAAGCACUGUAUGAUGCGAACUACGAGGAUGACAGGGUCACCAUUGUGCAAUCUGCUAUUCUAAUGGGUUGGUACUGGGAAGGUCCCGAAGACGUGACCAAGAACGUCUUCUAUUGGACCAGAGUCGCUAUAGUGGUGGCGCAAGGGUCGGGAAUGCAUCGCAGUGUCGAGACGUCCCAGCUCAGUCGAUCUGACAAGCGUCUGUGGAAGCGCAUUUGGUGGUGCCUGUUCUCCAGGGAUCGUUCUGUUGCCGUUGCUUUAGGGCGACCCAUCGCCAUCAACCCCGAAGACUCGGACGUCGAGAUGAUUUCAGAAGACGACUUCAUCGAGGAUGAAGCUGAUCGACCCACCGAAUAUCCUCUUGAUUCGGUUCAUGUGCACUUCUUCAUCAAUUACGUCAAGCUGUGCGAAAUCAUGGGCUUAGUCCUGUCGCAGCAGUACUCGGUGGCCGCCAAAUUCCGGAGGACCGACGCAAUCGAUCUGACGCACAGCGACAUGGCUUUGGCUGACUGGCUACAACAUUGCCAUCAUGACGUGCAGUGGGACAAGUCUCGACACCACUUCUGGUCUGCCUUGCUGAAUGCAAACUACUACACUACGCUCUGCUUACUACAUCGAGCACAUAUGCCGCCUUCAGGGUCUCCCAAGGCGCAGAAUGGCCAUGUACAGGUGGAAGAGACAGCAUACCCCUCUCGAACCAUUGCAUAUCAUGCAGCUGGCAUGAUUACGUCGAUCAUAGAGCAGCUAAUGGCGCAGGACGAGCUCCGUUACGCCCCUGCGUUCAUCGUCUACAGCCUGUUCUCGGCUUUGAUCAUGCAUGUCUAUCAAAUGAGAUCGUCGAACAAGGCCAUCGUAACUGCUACGGAGCAGCGCAUGCACACAUGCAUGCAGGCGCUCAAGGAAGUCUCUAAAGUGUGGCUGGUGGCCAAGAUGGUGCACACCCUCUUUGAAUCAAUCCUCGGGAACAAACAUCUGGAGGAGCGGCUGCAGAAAGCUGCAGGGAAGCGUCAUCAGAAGAACAAACACUCAGCCGCGGCAGCCGCAGCCAGAAUGCAACAGACCCAGCAAAUGCAGCAGCAGCAGCAGCAGCAGCAGAAACCGAAAGAUGAAGCCCUCAAAAGGAAGUUUGACGACAUGGAGCUCGGCUAUGGACUCGGACCAGCUCCCCCAGUGUCAUACGAACGAUCGCGCCCCCAGACACCAGCGAUGACUCCCUCUCGCGAACUUCCUCCGCAGCAAUCCCAGCCUGGUCAACAAAUGCCUUCGAUGAGUGCUACGUCUCCGCAUAUUUCUCGCCAAAACAACGAUGCAUUCAUGGGUAAAGCCGAUACCCGCCCGACCACUCCUUUCAAUCCGUCUUACUCUUAUCCAGGCACACCUCCAGAACUGUUCCUUGUAACCCGCAACUCACCAAACAUUUCUCAAGAAAUAUGGCAAAACUUCCAGCCUGACCAGCUAUUCCCAUCCGAUACCAAUGUCACAUUCCCGCAGAUAUCGCCUAUUCAACAGCAUGGCAUGGUCGAUCCUGCACUAACACGCCAAACGCCACAGCAGCAGCCAAUGAUGCAUAACUUGCAGACUCAGGGUCAGCCCCAACAACAAGCACGCAUGCAAAGCCCACCGCAAGGGUCUAUACACGUCAACGGUGGUGUUCCUACAUAUAACCAUGGUGGCCAACAAGAGUGGCCAAUGCAAAUGGAGGGUCUCCAGCAGCAGCAGCAACAACAACAACAACAACAACAACAGCAACAUCAACCGCCACAUGCGGAUCAAGAUACGUGGAGUAACAGCAGUAGCAACGCCGGACCAUUUGUGCCAACUGCCCUGAAUGUGGAAGACUGGUUCAACUUUUUCGGGAUUCAAGGAGACGCCAGCCAUUUGCAUAACUUUAGCUAAUUGAGGCGUAAGUCUCUGGUCUUCCGGUCACUCUUUGUUCGUCACGGUCGUGUAUUGUUUAGCGUUGUACAUGGGGAACAGGCGAUAUUUGCCUAAUAAGGGGCGAGAAUGUGUGGUACGCCAUGACAUGAACAUAUUUUUGGCGACGUACACAACUGCACUUAUUAGUGCCAUCAAAAUGUAUAAUUACCAAAAACGGCGACAGACAUAAUGAUAUUUAUGUAAUUCACACAUAAGCCAGGC